Bombyx mandarina (wild silkworm) is the source of this 648-nucleotide messenger RNA. RefSeq names its product cuticular protein glycine-rich 16 (gene CPG16). The record is from RefSeq and is a predicted model, not a curated record. Lineage: Eukaryota; Metazoa; Arthropoda; Insecta; Lepidoptera; Bombycidae.
AUGGCACUGAAAAUUACUUGCUUCAUUCUGGCUGUACUUGCAGUAGCACAAGCCUUCCCUCAUGGCAGUAGCGAUGUUGAUGGAAGCGGUGAAGUCGAAGCUGUAGCAGGAACUCUAAAAAAAGGCUUUGGUUUUGGAGGAUACGACAAUUCUGGUUUUGGUCAUAGCGGCUUCGGCAGUUUUGGUCAUGAUUCCGGAUUUGGCGGCUUUGGAAAUCGCAACCCUGGAUUCGAUAGUUUCGGUCGUGACUCUGGGUUCGGUGGCUUUGGACGUGACUCCGGAUUCGGAAGCUUCGGGCACGAUUCUGGAUUUGGACACCACGACUCUGGAUUCGGUAGCUUCGGGCAUGACUCCGGAUUUGGACACCAUGACUCCGGAUUUGGACACCAUGAUUCCGGAUUUGGACACCAUGACUCCGGAUUUGGACACCACGACUCCGGAUUCGGUAGCUUUGGUGACUCCGCGCUCGACAGUUUUGGCAAAGACAAUGCCGGACACGUAAAGGAUAUUUCCAGUUUAGCAGACCAUGGUAUAGACGAAGAUAAAAUCGAAAAGGGCCUUGAAGGCAUUGCCACUUCAUUGGGUGGUAUCGGCACUGCCAUUGGUGGUGCCCUCACCUCAAAUAUCGCAAAUGGCCUCAGACACUGA